Molecule: messenger RNA, 3676 nt
Organism: Eremomyces bilateralis CBS 781.70
Lineage: Eukaryota; Fungi; Ascomycota; Dothideomycetes; Eremomycetales; Eremomycetaceae
Exons: 4
Coding region: 237-3536 (1099 amino acids)
Biological process (GO): translation reinitiation; formation of cytoplasmic translation initiation complex
Cellular component (GO): eukaryotic translation initiation factor 3 complex, eIF3m; multi-eIF complex; eukaryotic translation initiation factor 3 complex, eIF3e
Molecular function (GO): mRNA binding; translation initiation factor activity
Source: RefSeq, a predicted model, not a curated record
ACCCGAUCACUUCGCCAAGUUGCAAGGCGCACCCAAACCAAGUGAAAUCACUCUCACUUUGACCUCUCACCUCUCACCUCACCCUCCCCUUCACCUUCUCCCAUCUCUCUCUUCCCUCUUCCUCUCUUCCUUUCUUCAUCUCUCAAUCAUACUUGCUCUCCGAGGCAAUCUCUCAACUUGAGCAUCGCACGAGAAACUUCGAUUUUGAAUGAUCUCAUCUGCUCCAGUUGCCCAUCAUGCCUCCUCCGUCCCAUAGUCGGCCGGAAAAUGUGCUCAAGAGAGCGCAAGAACUCAUCGGCGUCGGCCAGUCCCAGGCCGCGCUGUCCAUUCUUCACGAACAUGUCACCUCCAAACGCACGCGCAGCCAGCCCAUCGCCUCGCUCGAGCCCGUCAUGAUUCUCUUCGUCGAGUUAUGCGUGGAACUCCGACGCGGCAAACUCGCGAAGGAUGGUCUGUACCAGUACAAGAACACCGCGCAGAACACGAACGUUGGCACCAUCGAAUUGGUGUUCAAAAAAUUCAUCGAGCUCGCCGAACACAAGGUCGCCGAAGCCCAGAAGAAAGCGGAUGAAGUGCAAUCCUCUCUGGAGUCCAGCGAGACCGCCGUUGAGGAUCUCGAAGCCAUCGAGACUCCCGAAUCCAUACUCCUGUCCACCGUGUCGGGCGAACAGUCUCGCGACCGCACCGAUCGAGCCAUUGUCACCCCGUGGUUGAAGUUCCUCUGGGAAACCUACCGAACCGUCCUGGACAUCUUCAAGAACAAUGCCAGGCUCGAAAUCAUGUAUCAGGGCACGGCGCAUCAGGCGUUCGCGUUCUGCUCCAAGUAUGGACGAAAGACCGAGUUCCGCCGACUGUGCGAGCUGCUCCGCAACCAUCUGCAAAACGCGGCCAAGUUCUCGUCGCAGAUGAACGCCAUCAAUCUCAGCGACCCGGACACCCUCCAACGUCAUUUGGAUACCCGUUUCCAACAGCUCAACGUGGCCGUCGAGCUCGAGCUGUGGCAAGAAGCAUUCCGCAGCGUCGAAGACAUCCACAACCUCAUGAACCUGAGCAAGCGACCCCCGAAGAACGUCAUGAUGGCGAACUAUUUCGAGAAGCUCACCCGCAUCUUCCUCGUCAGCGAGAACUACCUGUUCCACGCCGCUGCUUGGAGCCGCUACUUCAGCCUCAUGCGUCAGUCGCAGGUGAUGGUUGCAUCCGGCCAAGGCCUCAAGAAAGACAACCCUGCAAUUUCGGACGCCGAUAUGGUCCGCGGUGCUUCUUUCGUGCUGCUCUCCGCACUGGCAAUUCCUGUCAUCAGCACUUCUCGUUCUCGCGGGGCCCUCGUUGAUGUUGAUGAGGCCAAGAAGAACAAGAACACCCGUCUCACCAGCCUUCUGGGCAUGUCCACCGCACCCACUCGCGCCGGACUUUUCAAGGAUGCUCUCGCCAAGGGUCUUCUGAAGCGUUGUCGUCCUGAAAUCCGGGAGCUGUACCGCAUUCUCGAGGUCGAUUUCCAUCCCUUGUCGAUCUGCAAGAAGAUUUCCCCCAUCCUAGCGCAGAUUGGCAACGAUCCUGAAAUGGAGAAGUACGUUCUGCCGCUCCGACAAGUCAUCCUCACGAGGCUCUUCCAACAACUUUCCCAAGUCUACGAGUCCGUUGAGCUCAGCUUCGUCCUCAAUCUUGCCCAGUUCCCCGAGCCCUUCCAGGUCACCCGCCCCCAGGUCGAAAAAUUCAUCAUGAACGGCUGCAAGAAGGGCGACUUGGCCAUCCGCGUGGACCACGCCACUGGCGUUCUUACCUUCGAUUCGGACGUCUUCUCUUCCGCCAAAGCCCUCCACCCCGGCGCUGCUGCUGGCUCUGCUGAGUCCGAGACGAGCUCGGUUCAGCGAUUGCAGAGCACCCCGGCAGAGAUUGUUCGCUCUCAGAUCCGCCGUCUCGCCAAGUCCCUGUACGUCACGUGCCAAUAUGUCGACCCCAGCUUCAACGAAGCGCGACUCCGAGCGAAGGAAGCAGCGCACUCGCGUACCAAGGCUGGAGCGGAACAAGAGCAUCGCGAGACACUGGCUCGCCGCGACGUCAUCGAACGCAAGAAGCAAGCUGCAUCCACGGCUUUGGCCUUGAAGGAGCAGGAUCUUGCCGCCCAGAAACGCCGACGAGCUCAAGAACUGAUGGCGGCUGAGCGAGAGCGACUCCAAAAGGAACUGGCGGAUCGCAACGCGAAACGCCUGCAAGCUGAAAAGCAGAAGGUUCAGGAAGAAGAGGCCCAGCGUGCUUUGGAGGAACUCACCAAACUUGGCGGCAAGGGCAUCGAUUUGACUGGUGUGGAUCUGAAGGACCUCAGCUCGGCCGAGAUCCGCCAGAUCAAGCUCCGUGCGUUGGAGAAGGAGAAGAACGAGCUGAGCGAGAAACUUCGCGUCACUGGCAAGCGGAUCGACCAUUUGGAGCGUGCCUUCCGCAAGGAAGAGGUCAAGCAUCUGCCCGAAGAUUACGAGCAGCAACUUAAACGCGACCUGGCCGCAUACGAGAAGGCCAAGGUGGAGACUCUCCGUGACUCGGAGGAGAAGCACAAGGAGGACGUCGCUCUGAAGCACCGCUUGAGCCGUCUUCUCCCCACCUACGAGACCUUCCGCGACGACAUCCGCCAGCAACGACGCGCCGAGUUCGAGAGGCGCCGCAGGGAAGCGGAGAGGGAGCUGCAGAGGAAGAUCGAUGCACGCAAGAAGGAGCACAAGGAUCGCAAGAUCCGCGAGAAGCGCGAGCAGGAGGAGAGGGAGAGGAUGGAGCGCGAAGAAGAGGAGAGGCAACAGCAGGAGGAAGAAGAACGCGCACGUGCCGAGGAAGAGCGUCGUGCCCAGCUGCUGGAGGAGAAGGCCGAGCGUGACGAGCAGAGGAAGAAACUCGACGAGGUCGCUGCCCGACAACGCCAGCGUGAAGAGGAAGCCGAAGCCCGCCGUGCCGCCCAACGUGCCGGUCCCCGUGGUGCCGCCCCACCCGUUCGUGCCCCCGAGGUUGCCCCUCUCGCGGGCGCCGGCGGGCCACCCCGUCUCAACAUCGCCCGCAAAGAAGGCCAACUCACCUGGCGAGAGAAGGAAGCUCUCCGAGCUGCCGGUGGUGCCGAAGCCGCCACUCCCGCCGAGACCGAAACCGCAGCGCCUGCGACCGAGACAUCAACCGAAGAACACCUCGCGCCACGUCCCGGGAAAUUCAUGCCGCCUGCCCUUCGCGAAGGCGGUGCCCCCAGCGGCGGAUGGCGAAGCCGCGAGGCCUCGCAUCGCGGGGAGGGAAGCGGACGAGAGGAGAGCCCUGCCGCGGUGCCGCGCGGACGAUUCCAGCCGCCUGGCGGACGAGAGGGCGCGACCGGACGCUGGCAACCGGCGGGUCGAAGGCCGGAUAUUGGGGAGAGGAGCGCCAGCGGACGUGGCGAGGGAAUGGAGCGCAGCGGAAGCGGACGUGGGUUCAGUCGUGAUCGGGGAGAGAGCCCACUUCCGCCUCCGAGCGGGGCGCCGGCGGAGGGGCGGUAUCGACCGGGUGCGUUUAGGCAGCAGAGGGGCUAGGAGAUGCAGAGGACGCGGUGCAGUUUCCCUACAGGCUCUCCGUAGGUGUUGAUUAUUUGGAGGCCAAGAUGAAGAGGAAGGCCUUGCAGUUUCUACCCAGAGACGGAUUAUUCGUUGGUCUUGACGGCGGACGAGCCAUG